Molecule: messenger RNA, 2980 nt
Organism: Triplophysa rosa
Lineage: Eukaryota; Metazoa; Chordata; Actinopteri; Cypriniformes; Nemacheilidae
Gene: aste1a
Product: asteroid homolog 1a
Exons: 5
Coding region: 127-2220 (697 amino acids)
Source: RefSeq, a predicted model, not a curated record
UGUAAGUUUCGUUUUCCCGUCAGUUUUAUAUAAGAACUAUACGCAGCUGAUAAUGCAAAUAUAUGGAGCUCAUGCACGUCUCGAUCUUUUUUUACACCUUUGUUUCAGAAAAUUCGUAUACUCAGGAUGGGAGUCCGUGGCUUGAAGAGCUACAUUGAGAGUAACAAAAACAUUUUAAAGGAUUUGCCUUUCAGAGACAGUCAACUCAUAAUCGACGGAUGUAACUUGUACUACAGCCUAUACUUCUACUUUCAACUGGAUCAGAUUCACGGAGGAGAUUACGAUGCCUUUAAAGAUUCGAUCAAACAAUUUUUCACAAACCUUAAGGCCUGUGAUAUUCACCCAUACGUUGUACUCGAUGGAGGAGCAGACCACACCGACAAAAAAUUUGAGACCCUCAAGGUACAAAAACAGGGCCGAAUACGAAGGGCCCACAACCUGUCUGUGGGACGAAGGGGGGAGUGCCCACCUCUUCUUAUUAAAAAUGUGUUCAGACAGACGCUUCAGGAACUCAAGGUGCCAUUCGUUCAAUGCCUGGAAGAGGCUGAUUGGGAGAUCGCUGCUCUGGCGAAACAGUGGAAUUGUCCGGUACUAUCCAACGAUAGCGACUUCUAUAUAUUCGACCUCCCAGCGGGACUUUUCCCUACUGUAUGUUUCCGGUGGAAAAACAUAAGAGUGAACAGACUAAACAAAAAGUACAUCCCAACCAAACAUUUUACAGUGGAAAGACUAUGUGCGUCUUUCAACAACAUGAACAAGGAGCUUCUCCCGGUCUUCGCGUGCAUUUUAGGCAACGAUUACGUGAACCUGCAAAACGUUGCCUAUCUCAAUUGGGAGGUCCAUUCAGUUCAUGGUGGCGACUUCGCCCGUAUUGACGGCUUGCUUUGCUGGUUAUCCAAGUGCCCAGAGCCCGAAAUGGCCAUCGAUGAGAUUCUCAAGCUAAUACCACACAACAAGGAUGAAGUUCGAGAAGCACUGUUUAAGGGCAUCAAAGAGUACAAGCUCAAGAAGGGUUCUCUUGCCCAAUUCUUUCACUCGAAAACACCAACACCCUGUUCAGGCCCACUGAGAGCUCUGCCAACGUGGACCCUAAGGCACAUAUUUGAGGGAAAGAUGGGCUCCAUUCUUGUAGAUGUGUUGGUAUUGAAAAGGGUAAUGUUCAGAUCUCAGGUUGAAGAUUUCGAGCGCCCCAGUAGCAGCGAAACAUCUCGUCCCAUACGACAGGUGAUAUACGGUUUAAUACUGUUGGGAGAACCACAAAUGGCAGACAAACACCUUUUAGCUGCUAAAGCAUCUACUGGCACAGACAAGUGUUAUGUCACAGAGUUUGACAGAGAAGGAUUAAAUCUUACCAGUUCUAAAGUUGAAGCUAUAGGGACAAACGUUAAAGAAGGACUUCAGCUGGAAACAUUGUGGAAGGAACCGCAUACCUUGCGACUUCAGGUUUUCUUGGAGGCUUUUGGCGUGCCGUCAGUAACUUUCAGAGGUAUCCCGCUUCACUUGCAGCUGCAGGUGUUCGUGACACGCUUCUGGCUAGUGAAUGCACAGCCUCAGCCGAAACUGCUGCACCUUUGGGGUCUCCUACUGGGGAUGGUUCAGGGAAGGCUCAGCAACAAGCCCAACACCCAAACAGACACACAGUUAAGGCUAAAAUGUCGAGGAAGGAUCCCUAUGGACCGUGAAGCAGCUCAUCUCUACAGCCAAUGGCAGUCCUGUCUGAAGUGGGGUCUCUGUCUGAAUUGUUUACUGUGUCUUCCACUUCCUGAACCCGAGUGUGCACGGUUGUACCGUGGAACUCUGGUGCACCAGGUCGUUCAAGAACUUAAGAGAGGCAUCAGACCCGAGUCUAUGCUGGUGAGGGGCUCCAACGCCGAGCACCUAUUCCGACAGUUGAAUGAUGCCGUUCUGAGUUUGGUGGAUGAAGACGUUAUGAAGAGAAUCAGUGCAGGAGACAUACACAGAUCUGUUGGCAAAACACAAAGCGAUAAAAGUUCCAAAAAUCGAUCCGCAGAUGAACUGAGCAGCUGCUUUGAAGAUCUGAUGUAUGAAGAUACUGAAGACUGUAAUGACGAAGAAGUCAAUGGAGAAGAAAGGAAGGCCAAAGGUCACAAAGCAGACAAGACUGAAUGUUCCUCCUACACCAUCCGUACCAGACACAAAGCCAAAGAACGCAACUCUAAGCAUCCCUCUAAGAAAUCUGAGAGGAGAUGCUUUGAGUAGAUAUCUUGACUUUCCGAAAAGGAUUUACAUAAUACUUGUGCUCAGGGUUGUAAGAACGAUUUAAGGUGAGAUUUUAGGGGCGAUCCAAACAAAUGCAUUUACAGUAAACACUUUUAAAGGACAUGUUGAAAGCAUGAGUACAAGAAUAAAGAAACCGGUGUGUAAAAAUCACUUACCUUGUUAACUCAUAUCAUUAUCAUGUGAAUGCAGUUAACCGGGUAAUCUUGGCACAUAUGCGCAAUAAAACCAAGGACACAACCUUACGUAAACACAACACAUUAAACAAACACAGAAACUGUACUUCAACUCACCCAGCUUUAAGAAAAGCUUUUACGAUUCUAUUCAUUGUGAGUUAACUGGUUAAAACAAAAAGUUACCUUACAUUGUGAUUUUCUGUAAUGUGACCUGCUAUAUAUUUCAGAUGUUAGUAUCAAGACUGAUAGUUGAUUCAACCAUAAUUGUGUUUUUGUUGCUUCUUUAUGUGAGCUACCAAUAUAAAACUGGGCACAGGCUUGAAAGUCUGUGACAUUUUGAAAAAAAUGAAUCAGAUUUUGUAGUGUUUAUAUCCCCAGUGUUCAUGUACUGUUUGAUGUGUUAAUGUCUGGAUUCAUGCAACUGUCCUAAUUUAGAUGAAACAUAAGUAUUAAUUUGACAAUGUUUUUCUUAUCAUCUACCGGUUGACUGUUAUUAAUUUAUAAAACUGAGAGCAUGUCUGAAAUUAUUGUUAAAGCGAUAUUUCACCCAAAAUGAAAAUUCUGUC